Molecule: messenger RNA, 4672 nt
Organism: Rhinopithecus roxellana (golden snub-nosed monkey)
Lineage: Eukaryota; Metazoa; Chordata; Mammalia; Primates; Cercopithecidae
Gene: BCL2L13
Product: BCL2 like 13
Exons: 7
Coding region: 256-1713 (485 amino acids)
Biological process (GO): regulation of apoptotic process; apoptotic process
Cellular component (GO): mitochondrion
Source: RefSeq, a predicted model, not a curated record
GAUACCCUUCCGGUUCUCCGGUCGCCCUGGUCCCGCCCGACGCCGGCCGUGACGAAGACACGCUGGGGUGACCUCACCCUCCAACAUGGCGGCGGCGGUAGAUUAGGGCCGCGGGUCGGAGCAUUCACCGCCGCUGGGGGACCCUGUCGGAAGCAACCGCCGCCGCCGCCUCUUUCAUCUCUUCUGGGGCAGGGGCCAGGGCCAGGUUUUACACAUCCAUAAGUAGACCUUUUUGGAGCCUCACCAGCCAAUUCAAUGGCGUCCUCUUCUACUGUGCCUCUGGGAUUUCACUAUGAAACAAAGUAUGUUGUUCUCAGCUACUUGGGACUGCUCUCUCAAGAGAAGCUGCAAGAGCAACAUCUUUCCUCACCCCAAGGGGUUCAACUAGAUGUAGCUUCACAAUCUCUGGAUCAAGAAAUUUUAUUAAAAGUUAAAACCGAAAUUGAAGAAGAGCUAAAAUCUCUGGACAAAGAAAUUUCUGAAGCCUUCACCAGCACAGGCUUUGACCGUCAUACUUCUCCAGUGUUCAGCCCUGCCAAUCCAGAAAGCUCAAUGGAAGACUGCUUGGCCCAUCUUGGAGAAAAAGUGUCCCAGGAACUGAAAGAGCCUCUCCAUACAGCAUUGCAAAUGCUUCUGAGCCAGCCAGUGACAUAUCAGGCAUUUCGGGAAUGUACACUGGAGACCACAGUUCAUGCCAGCGGCUGGAAUAAGAUUUUGGUGCCUCUGGUUUUGCUACGACACAUGCUUUUGGAAUUGACAAGACGUGGUCAAGAACCUUUGAGUGCACUGCUGCAGUUUGGCGUGACAUACCUGGAGGACUAUUCGGCAGAGUACAUCAUUCAGCAAGGUGGCUGGGGCACUGUGUUUAGUCUUGAGUCAGAGGAGGAAGAAUACCCUGGAAUCACUGCAGAAGAUAGCAAUGACAUUUAUAUCCUGCCCAGCGACAACUCUGGACAGGUCAGUCCCCCAGAGUCUCCAACUGUGACCACUUCCUGGCAGUCCGAGAGCUUACCUGUCUCGCUGUCAGCUAGCCAGAGCUGGCACACAGAAAGCCUACCAGUCUCUCUAGGCCCUGAGUCCUGGCAGCAGAUUGCAAUGGAUCCUGAAGAAGUGAAAAGCUUAGACAGCAACGGAGUUGGAGAGAAGAGUGAGAACAACUCUUCUAAUUCUGACAUCGUGCACGUGGAGAAAGAAGAAGUGCCCGAGGGCAUGGAAGAGGCUGCUCUGGCUUCUGUGGUCUUGCCAGCGGGGGAGCUGCCAGAGGCCCUCCCUGAAGCCCCAGCCCCCUUGCUUCCACAUAUCACUGCCACCUCCUUGCUGGGGACAAGGGAACCUGACACAGAAGUGAUCACAGUGGAGAAAUCCAGCCCUGCUACAUCUCUGUUUGUAGAACUUGAUGAAGAAGAGGUGAAAGCAGCAACAGUUGAACUUACUGAAGUGGAGGAGGUGGUCCCCGCACCGGAACCCACAGAAACGCUGCUGAGUGAGAAGGAGACAAAUGCAAGGGAAGAGAGCCUUGGGGAAGAGCUGUCCCCUCCCGGCGAGAUGAAGCCCCUGCCGCUCUCUGAGGGCAAGUCUAGACUGUCCCCCGCCGGCGAGAUGAAGCCCCUGCCGCUGUCUGAGGGCAAGUCUAUACUGCUGUUUGGAGGCGCUGCUGCUGUUGCCAUCCUGGCAAUGGCCAUCGGGGUAGCUCUGGCUCUGAGAAAGAAAUAGAAGGCUUUUCAGGAGAAACAGACAGAAGGAUGUAAGGUUGGAGUUGUACUGGCUGGAAUUUGAACCUCCAGCAGCUGUCUGGACAUUUGUGGAACACUCUGGGAUAACUGGGGACUUCUGCUCAAUGUGGCAGUGGCAUGUUAGGCGUGUUAGGGCUUGAGGUGGGGCGUUCACAUUCGUCUGACUAAAUCCCAAGGGCCUCGGCUCCUGCUAAAUUGAGAACCUUAGGGGUAAAGCCCCCCUCCAGGACAGGGUUUCCCAGCCUUGGCACUAGUAAUACUCUGAUCAUUUUCUGUGGUGGGAUGUUCAGCAGCAUCCCUGGCCUCCACCCACUAGAUGCCAGUGGCACCCCCUCCCAGAGAUGACAACCGAAAAUGUCUCUAGACAUUGCCACAUAUCCCCUGUGAACAUCCCCUGUGGAGAUCCACUGCUUUAGCGGAGGAGGGUUUACUUAGAAAGAAUUGGGAUAGGAAUUCCCAGCUGAGAGAGCUUAGCUGUGUGCUCCUCAGCUACUGACUCGUUAGCUCUUAAUCCCCUUAGAAUUUCAUCUUUCCUGAUGAGCAGGCUGGGCUCUGCACCUACUCUUUUUUUGCCCCCCCCCCCCCGCCCCUCAUCCUGGAGUGUGAGGGUGCUCGCCCGUACUCUCAGCUGCCUCUCAGGGACUGCACUGUUCCUCUUCGCCCCCGGGUUCCUGCUAAGAUCCCAUGGGAGGAGGGUUGCUCUGGACUUCUGCUCAGACCUGUCCAAGUCCCCGAAGCUUCCUGCAGCUCCACCUUGUAAAAAUGCUGCCUUUGGGAAUCUUUGAAAUAUGUAUACAGAGAAAAUAACAUGAAAGAGAUCUGGGGUCCCCACUUGUGAGUGCAAUUGCAAGUAAGUCUGGCUACAGAGACACAUUUGUCUUGUGUCAAGGCAGGAGGAUAACCCGGAUGACCUUCUGAGGUCUCUUCAGCACUUUUCAUCAGUGGUCACCCACCACUAUGGUUAGUUGCCAGCAACAUCUCUGUUGCUGGAUGGUCACUGUCUUUAAUCCUGGGCUAGUAUGUUUUUUCUAAUAUGUGACCUCAGUCUUACUACUGACCAGUUCUAUGGGUCUCUUGCUAGGUGGUAAGGAUUUUUAUUCUUGGGCUUUUAGAGCCAGUUAGAUCAUAACUCAUGAAAUAUAGAGUGUCCUAAAUAUCACUGAAAUAAAAAGUAGGAAAAAGAAGCUUGAAUUUUAAGACUGAGGCUGCUCUGCGGAUUCUAGUUUGGCUUUCAGAGUUCAAGAAUGGCAGCAUCUUCACCUGCAUUCUUCAGUGCCAGGGUCAUAAACCAAAAUAGUCCUAAUCAGUAUAUGCUAGUUGAGCAUUGGCAUAAUUUUCUUUCCUCUGGCUGAUCCCAGCCCUAAAGGAAGAGUAGACCUGCAUCUUUCCAUGCCCGAGGGUCCCGACGUCACUAUGCAGGGCACAUGUGGCUUGGUUUAAAAAGGUCAUCUUAGAUUUAUCUUAGUAAAUGUAAUAAAUUAUUUUUUAGAUCCUGAAAUUUGUAAUAAAAAUACUUUACCUACCCUGAUCACAAAACCUGAUGUUUUAAAUGUGCUUUCUUUUUGAAAUUUAUGUUUUCAAAUAAAAUCUCCCUAAAGCAAUACUGUUUAAAAAUUGGUCAAAACCAGGUCUGGGAGUACGUUGGUGUGUCUUUCCAGCUUUAUCGUGUAGCGUGUUUUAGUGUCCCACUGAGGGAGUGAUGUUUUAAGGGUUUUGUGUACUUGGAUUAAGUAAUUAGAGGUGAGUGGGGGAAUGGGAUUAGCGAGGCAACAAUUUUUUUCUUCAUGGGCUCUGAUAGUUGCAUCGGAUUAUUCUGUAUUCUAAUUGCUAUUAUUUGUGUUUGCAUAGGUGAAGAGCAAAAAAAACUGGUGAGUUAUCUUGAUUUUUAAAAAGUGAUAAAAUACUUGGAGUUCCAGUAUUAACACUUGCCAACUCUGGAUCCUCCGCUGGCUGAGCAGAUUCAAGCGCUGAUCGAAGCCAGGUUCAUCUCUGAGCUGCUGAAAGGAGGUGCUCAUGAGGCUUAGGAUAUUUGAGUCUGUGCUGCCCACAAAAGAAUAAGGAAGAAAUGUGGUAUGGAAGCGGCUACUUGCUGCUUUAUUUCCCCACCUGUUGAACACUCAGUCACAGUGAUUUGGCCAGUUGUAUUUUGCUAGGUAAUGGAGCUAGUGUUUUCCAUUGGCUUUCUCUAGGUAACUCUUGGUCAGCUCCUGAGUUAACAGGAUGUGGCAGCAUCCCCAUUCUUCCUUCACUUCCUUACCUCAUGAGGACUGUGCUCCUGCUUUUUGCUCAUACAUUUAAAAAACGAUUUCUCAAGCUCCCCUUCCUUUUUGGGGGAGGAGCUGAUAGUAGGCCAUUCCUGCCUCCAACUUACAUACUCUCUAAGUGAAGGUAAAGGAAAGGUUCAGAAUAAAUCCAACUUGUUUAUAGAAAAGUUCUUAGUCCUUAGACCUCAUCUCAACUGCUCUGUUGAAGGUAAUGAUUUAUUGGGGGCGGGGGGAGAAGAAUGCCAAUUUAUCCCCUCUGUAUUAAAGUGAUAAUUCUGGGCCCACAGAAAUCAGUCAGUACCUACAGUGUGCCUUAAGGGGACUCUCAUUUCCUUCUAGAGAACAUUCUAGAUCAAGAAAUACAACUGUGGACCUUCUGGGUCACCCAUUUCCCCCUCGAGGCAUUCUUGAGACCCUUCUCACCUGCAUUUCUGUCCCAGGGGUACCAGAUGCAGCCACUACCUACCUAGGCUUGUCCUGGGGGAGUGAGCCGUGAACCUGGAGACAUGGCUUUGACUCACAGCUACUAUUAAUUUCCUCAGGCUUUGGGCUGAUUCCCUCAAUAAUAUGAAAGUAAUGCCUGCUCCUUUCCUUUCUCCUGAAAGGUAUGAGAUGUGAACAGUUCAGUGUUUGAAUUAUUUUAAGAGAUGUUUUAUAGAAAUAAAAUGUAGCUAA